Messenger RNA from Podarcis lilfordi (Lilford's wall lizard), 3465 nucleotides. NCBI's taxonomy places the organism in Eukaryota, Metazoa, Chordata, Lepidosauria, Squamata, Lacertidae. The record is from the annotation of a GenBank genome assembly.
AUGGAGGAACGCCAAGAACUGAGCAGAGGUUGCAGAACUGAGAAGACGAAGGAAGAAGAAGAAAGCACCACAAUGAGCAACCCAAAGCAUGAAAAGCUGGGUGAGAAGGCACUUGCCGCUCAGAACCCCCCUGCCUACUCUGAAAUAGAUCCCUAUGCAGAGCCUGACCCACUGAAACAGCCUCCUGGGCCAGCACCCCAAGCAGGCUAUGGGGCUAUGCCAGCACCCAAAGCAGGCUAUGGGGCAAUGCCAGCACCUCAAGCAGGCUAUGGGGCAAUGCCAGCACCCCAAGCAGGCUAUGGGGCAAUGCCAGCACCUCAAGCAGGCUAUGGGGCAAUGCCUUACUAUGGCCCACCCAGUGCGGGAUCUCACCUAGGCCCAGUCCUUCAACCUCCACAGGCGGUCUACGUCACACCUGUACAGCCCACCAAUGAACCCGAUUACUUGAUCUACUCCAUCUUCACCAUGCUCUGCUGCUGCUUACCCCUUGGUAUUGCCGCCUUGGUCUACUCUAUACAGGUAAGUGUGUGUGAAAGGGAGAGACAAAGAAAUGGGGGUGGGGCUCUGCUAGAAAACAAAGGAGGCAAAAAAGGCAUGCCCCCCCCCUUAGUAACAAGGGGUUGCACCUAACUGAGUUCUACUCAGAGAAGACCCAUUGCAAGUAAUGGGUCCAAGUUUGUAAUGGGCAUUGAUUUCAGUGGGUCUGCUCUGAGUAGGACUAGCAUUGGCUUAAGUGCUGUUUUUGGAAGGUGACAUUGCAAGCUAUAAUUUGGCUGUAAUUGGGAGUGGGACUUCUGGAUUUCAUUGAAAGAUAUUUCCCUUUGCAGUUCAAGCAUUGGCACGAUGGGAGUGAGAGGGGAGUGAGGAGAGAAACUUGAUGCAGUUUGAAUUGAAAGGCAAACCUAUCUAAUUUGCUCUUUCCGAAAUGAUACACAAACCGAAAAACAGUCCUCCUCCCAAAAUGUAAACUUCUCUGAAUUUUGCAACACAGUUCUCCAGCCGAGUAUGUGUGUACUAAAACGCAAACACUAGGGCAAAACGUGAGUAAAAUGCAUACACUCAUAAAAUCAACAUCUAAGAAAGGAUUGCAUCGUAUUAUGGGAAAUUGCUUUGCAAACGCGUUUAUCUGCUAGUCUGUUGCGGUGUGAGCAAGGGAGAGUCUCAUAGCACCUUAAAGGGAACAAAUUGUCGCAGCAUCUGUUUUGGUGGACCUGAGUCCCCUUUCAUUGACUUGACCUUGAUAGGUAGGUACCCACCAUGUGAUCCUCAGAUAAAGGGCAGUAUGUGCAUUUAAUAAAUAAUAACAAAAUGAAUAUCAUGCCACCAAUUAGCUUCAGAAUCGAGGCAUGGUUAAGGGUGUGAUGUGGUAUCAAACUUUUUUAUUUUAAUGCAACAAAGAUUGUGGAUGGAAAACCGACUCUUUGGCAAGGGCUGACUUACCAUGGAGCUGUUUACAACUUGGUGAGAUGGUCACCUGGAACAUCUUGCCACACAGCUAGGAGAUUGUUCCUCAUCUCCUUAGAUCAAGGGCCAAUUCUUCACUGGGCAUGAUGCUGCAGAUGAUCAGCUGCAGGGCAAAGAGCUCUCUAUGCCACCCCAAUACCAACCUGAUUAUGGCACAGCUAAUGCUGGAUCCAAUGUCAGUGCUCUGUGUUUUGAGAACUGGGAUCCACCUUUAUCUUCCUUCCUUCCUCUUUUACUGCAUGCAUUCACAGAAUCGUAUAAUUGUAGAGUCAGGAGGCCCCUGAGGAUCAUCUAGUCCAACCCCCUGCAAUACAGAAAUAUGCAGCUCUCCCAUUGGAGGGUCGAACCUGCAACCUUGGCGUUAUCAACACUAUGCUCUAGCAGACUGAGCUACCCAUCUGAUCUUUCUCUUGGGGCAUGUUUGAUUUUCCUUUCUCUUUCUUCCCUAUUCUCUCCUCCUCCUCCUCUCCCCUGCACCUCCUCCUCACUUCCUCCUUUUAAAACAAUGUGCAUGAAAUUACGAGAGAGAGAGAGAGAGAGAGAGUAUGGUAGAAAGCCACUGGUGUGACCCAGCUUAAAUGUGGAUGUGAUCCAGGAUACGGCUCAUGUCAAUGGGUGCAUUUCCCUUCUUUGUACAUCGUCCCCGAGCAAGGAGUUGUGCAAAUGCUCAUCAUAAGCGAGUUCUCCAUAACUGUGUGCCCAGGGACCGUGAACCCCACCAUAUCAGUAAAACAAGAACCACAGGAAACAUUCAGUGAGGUUCAAUUAGUCCACAUCUUUGUUGAUUACAGGAGUAACUGAGUUUUGGCUUGGCAUUGAGCAGCCACCAUCUCCUCCAGUCAGCCUGCUGGAGGGAUUCCGGGGAUCAAGCCUGAUUUGGGGUCGACCCAUGACAUACAUUAAAUAAAUGCAACCUGCACAGACUUGCGGCAUUGCGGAGUGCUGUGGCUCUUAGCCUGGAUGUAUGGCCAGAAGCGCCUCCUUGUGGAUCUCUUUAUCGGGACACCCCAGUACCAAGGAGUGGGGAGCAGAGGCUCAUAAUCUCCUCUCCACCACCAACGAAUAGGCUACUUUCAUCUGAUCUUUCUCUAGGAUAUAUUUCAUUUACCUUUCUCUAACCCACAUUCACUUUCUUUCUUAUUCUCUCUUUCUACCCUUCUAGUUCCCUGCUGCUGCUGCUGCUGCUGCUGCUGCUGCUGCUCCUGCUGCUGCUGCUCCUCCCUCCUCCCUCCUCCCUCCUCCCUCCUCCUCUUCUCUUUCUCCCUUUAAAACAUUGCAUAAUGUGAGAACAUGAUGCUUGGCUAGACAGGCUACUGGCCUGAUCAGGGUUGCCAUGCUCUUAUGCAGUGCGGCUUGCCAUAGAACUUGUGGCUACAUAUGCACCACACAUUUCAAAAAGUCCAUUUAAAGCACAUUUCUCCCUGAAGAAUCCUGGGAACAGUAACUUUCCCCUCCAACAGGGCUACAGUUCCCAGCCACUCUUAACAAACUACAGCUCCCAGGAUUUUUGUGGGGUGAGUGUUUUAAACAUACGAUAUGAACCCGGCCCUCCAGAUGUUUUGAGACUACAAUUCCCAUCAUCCCUGACCACUGGUCCUGUUAGCUAGGGGUGAUGGGAUUUGUAGUCCCAAAACAGCUGGAGGGCCGAGUUUGCCUAUGCCUGGCUUCAGUCUUGCUCUGCUCUGCUAGGUUCCAGACUAAAACCACAAGGUUACUGGUAAGUGACUGACAGCCUCAAGCAACAAGAUUCUUCAUUGGCUAACACCAGGCAGCUGUUUCUCAGCUUGCCACUUCUGCAUGCUGGAGGUGUUCCCUGGCGGUGUGGUUUCUCACUCGCUUCUCUCUCUUUCUCUGCAGACAAGAGAAGCCAACUUCGCUGGAAAUGCCGCGUCCGCCGAGAGAAACUCCCGAAUGGCACGCCUCUUCUCUCACCUCGCUCUCGGGAUUGGGCUGGGGUUCCUUAUUUUAUAUAUCAUCAUUGUUACAAGAAAUUAUAGAUAA